AUGGGUUUCUCCACAAAAUGCUUGUGUGGGCUUCUUCUCUUCAGCAUUGUCUUGCAUUUGAGUGCAGUUGCACUUGGAAACAAGCUUGAGGAAACUAGAUUUGGUGAUGAUUGUGGCUUCGGGGGACGCCGGGGCUGUGGAGGUCGCUUUGGUAGUGGACGUGGAGGCCGCUUUGGACGUGGACGUGGAGGCCGCUUUGGACGUGGACGUGGAGAUUUUGGUGCUGGAGGAGGGGGUGGCUUUGGUGGUGGUGGAGGCGCUGGCGCUGGUGGUGGUUCUGGACAUGGUGGAGGGUUUGGAGCUGGAGGUGGUGCUGGUGCUGGUGCUGGGCAUGGUGGAGGUUUUGGAGCUGGAGGUGGUGUAGGUGGUGGUGCAGGUAUUGGUGGAGGUGCUGGAGGUGGAGGCGGUUUUGGUGGUGGUGGAGGUGGAGGUGCCGGUGGUGGGCCAGGACAUGGUGGGGGCUUUGGUGCUGGAGGUGGUGUAGGUGGUGGAGCUGGAACUGGUGGCGGUGUUGGCGGUGGAGGCGGGUUUGGUGGUGGUGGAGGUGGAGGUGCUGGUGGUGGGUCAGGUCAUGGUGGAGGCUUUGGAGCUGGAGGUGGUACUGGUGGUGGAGUUGGCACAGGAGGAGGCGUAGGUGGAGGUGGAGGGUUCGGCGGCGGUGGUGGUGGUGGAGUGGGUGGUGGCUCAGGUCAUGGUGGAGGAUUUGGAGCCGGUGGUGGCGUGGGCGGUGGAGCUGGUGGUGGGAUUGGUGGCGGAGGCGGUGGAGGUGGCGGUGGAGGUGGUGGAAGACAUUAA
Molecule: messenger RNA, 795 nt
Organism: Macadamia integrifolia
Lineage: Eukaryota; Viridiplantae; Streptophyta; Magnoliopsida; Proteales; Proteaceae
Product: glycine-rich cell wall structural protein 1-like
Exons: 2
Coding region: 1-795 (264 amino acids)
Source: RefSeq, a predicted model, not a curated record